Molecule: messenger RNA, 2667 nt
Organism: Lytechinus pictus (painted urchin)
Lineage: Eukaryota; Metazoa; Echinodermata; Echinoidea; Temnopleuroida; Toxopneustidae
Product: zinc finger protein 862-like
Exons: 5
Coding region: 98-1654 (518 amino acids)
Source: RefSeq, a predicted model, not a curated record
AAUUAUUGAUUUUUUUUAUAUUCUUCAAUCAAGCAGGAAGGAAAUAGCAUACAAAUUAUUGUUUUUAAUUAAUUUUUCUUAGGUGGAAAGGCUUGAGAUGAAGAAACGCAUACUGGAAUCAAAGUUCUUCUCAGUUAUAAGUGACGGGACAACGGAUUCUUCCAUCACCGAGGAUGAAAUUGUGUAUUUGCGCCAUGCAAAAGAUGGCCAGACAUACUUGGAGUUUGUUGCUGUUGUUGGGGUUGUGCUGGCUGAUGCCAAGUCCAUUACUGAUGCAAUUUUGAGUUGUCUCUCUGAUCAUCUGGACAUUUCUAGAGAAGAUAUUUCCAGAAAGAUGGUAGGGGUCGGAUCUGAUGGCGCCAGCGUGAUGCUGGGGAAGAAUAAUGGAGUGGCGACCAAACUCAAAGCUAUCAACCCAGAACUACAAGCUGUACAUUGUACAGCUCAUCGUUUGGAGCUAGCAUACAAAGAUGCUAUGAAGAAGACAACCAUCUGUAGUACUGUCAAUACAUUGCUUCUCAACUUGUAUCUAUAUUACAAGCACAGCUCCAAGAACCGCAGUGCACUCAAACAGGCAGCUGCAGCAGUAGAGGCUCCUGUAGCAAUUCCUACCAGAGUUGGAGGGACCAGGUGGCUGCCCCACAUUGAACGGGCUCUGAAGAAUCUGCUGAAAGGCUAUCGUGCACUGAUUGCUCAUCUCCAUCAGAUUCAAGUGCAGCCAGGUUACACAACAGAUGCUAGAGCCAAGGCGAAGGGAUAUCUCCGGCAACUUGGGCGUAGAAAUGUCCUCAUGUCUAUUCUCUUCCUCCUGGAUGUGGUGUCAGUGCUGUCCAAAGUGUCCCUUGUGGCUCAAAAGAAGAAUUCCACAUUGGCGGAAGUGGCAGCAGCAAUAGAAGAUGCUAAGACCACUCUAACAAAGUACAGAGACAGGAUGUCUUCACCAAGCAUGCUUGAGUUUGACAAAUACUUUGGGCAAAUAGAAAUUGAAGAAAAUCUAACAGGAGACGGCAAUAUUGAUGGAGGAAUUAGGACUUUGAUUGAUGAUCUUCACACCAGUCUUGAAGGCAGAUUCCAUGAUAUGUCAGAGGGAGUCCUUGAUGCCAUGAGGAUUACCAGCUUCCACUUCUGGCCAGAAGAAAAUGACAAUGCGUUUGGAGAUGAUGCUGUUCGUGUCCUGGGAGAGCAGUUCAAGAAUACUCUUGAGAGGGCUGAUGUGGACGCAAUGAAGCUAGGCGUGGAGUGGGAUCUGCUGAGGGCAAGACUGUACUCAAAGCAUUCCAAAAAGGGCCAAUGCUGGAGUGAGAUCAUACCAGGAAUGAAGGAUCACCUGCCAAACAUUUGUGCUCUACUGGAUCUUAUCCUGGCUAUCCCUGCAAGCUCAGCAGAUGCUGAACGAGGAUUCAGCCGACUGAAUCUUGUAAAAACCAACCUAAGGACUGCUCUGUAUGAUGAUAGGGUAACAGAUCAAUUGAUAAUUAUGCUUCAUUCACAUGAAAUAAACUUGUUCAAUCCAGAACCCUGUAUCAGCCUAUGGCAGUCUGGGGGUGUCAGGUCAAGACGCCCAGACAGAAGUAGUACCCCUCAUCGUGAGCAACCUGAUUCUUCCUCUUCAGACAGUGAGCCUGAGGUCAUGAUGGAAGGGGAUUCUGAAUAAAUUAAAGGUUUAAAGGUCAAGUCCACCUCAGGUAAAUAUUGAUUUGAAUCAAUAGAGAAAGUCAAGCAAGCAUAGCACUGAAAAUAUCAUCAACAUAAGCUGUAAAAUAAGAAAGUUCUGACAUCUUAAAACUUUUGCUUAUUUUUCACAAAGAGUUAUAUGCACAAGUCAGUCAGUGAUAUGCAUCUGUGAGAGUUGAUAAUGUUCCUCAGUCACUCUUAUUCUUUAGUAUAUGAGUGACAUCGUCAGUCCCCUGUUUGCAUACAGAGGGAAGUGCUUCUGUUUUGUUAAAUUAAGCUAAAUUUGAAAAUGUCAUAACUUUCUUAAUUCAAAUCUAAUUGUUGAGAAAUUUUCAGUGGUAUGCUUUUUGUAAUUUUCUCUUUUUAUUCAAUCAUAUAUUAUCAUCUUUUGGUUUGGAUGGACUUGUCCUUUAAAUUGAAUCAUGUGACCAAAACUUGCCAUUAAAGAAAGAAAACAUGGUCACCCAGUGAUAAGUGGAUCAUUGAGACUUGAAGUAUGCCUGCCUCUUCGUCUAACACGUUGCAUAUUAAACACAAGGUCAAGAGCUUUCUUAUAACAUUGAUUUAUUGGACUUGAAAUUAAACCAAAGGUUUCCAAAAGUGUAAUUCUUGAUUAGGUGAAGAUAAGUCUUAUUUAAUAAAGAGACUGAAUAUUUGAAGUAAGAUUAAUAUAGACCUGUUUGAUCAGAUUCUACUUUGUAACUUUGAUUAAACUAAAGGAUGAUACAGGGUUCUGCUGAGAUUUGAUAGUACGUCUGUCUCUUGGUCUGCAUUUUGCAUAUUUAAUUAAACAAAACAAGGUCAAGAGUUUUCUUAUAACAUUCAUUGACAAAUGAUUCAUGAGACAUAUUUGCACCAAAAGUUUCCAAAUGUGUAAUUCUUGAUGAGGUGAAGACAAGUCUUUUUCAAUAAAGACACUGAAUAUUUGAAAUAAGAUUUUAAACAUUUAUUUUGUCAGAAUCUCACUUUGAAUAAAGGCUGAUACUGUUAUUG